ACGGGUUUCAACUUACCCACAAUACCAUAGUAUACAGUUCCGCCGGAACUUGCGAUCAUAGUAGCUUGGACGAAGAAACAGCCACCGGGAUGGCCUUUUCGCGUCGAAAGAGUGCGAUGUGAUAUGGGCGGAACAAAGGCUCGGGCUUGGUAUAUAAAUCUAGGUUCGUUCGCGAUGUAGACGACACCGAUAUCCUGAGUCUCAAUCCCUAUAUCAAUUAUACUUGCCUCCUUUUCCAGAUUACAAAGUUCGCGUCCAGAGAACCCACUUGCUUCGGCAAUUUAUUCCUCUUCCCCGCGACCAUGGCCGACACCACUCCCCCCAAUUCCAUUUCCGUCACUCUGAAGGACGUGGCCAAGAUGAUCGACCACUCGCUGCUGCAUCCGACCAUGACCGAUGCUGACAUCGACGCUGGCCUCGAAAUCGCAAAGAAGUAUGGCGUUGCUACCGCGUGCGUGAAGCCUUACCUCAUAUCGCGGGCGAAAGAAGCGUUGGCCGGAUCGGACGUCCUGGUCUGCCCCGUCAUUGGCUUCCCGCAUGGCAACAGCACCACUGAAGUCAAAGUCUUUGAGGCCACCAGAGCUGCAUCGGAAGGAGGCAAAGAGAUAGACAUGGUCAUCAACAUCGGCAAGGCCCUGGGCGGCGACUGGGAGUACGUGGCUGAUGAGAUCAAGCAGAUCAACGAAGCCGUUGUGCAGCACGGGGCCAUCCUCAAGGUCAUUUUCGAGAAUGACUAUCUCGAGGAGCGUCAUAUCAUCCGGCUGUGCCAGAUCUGCUCUGAAGUUGGCGUCGCCUUUGUCAAGACGUCGACAGGGUACGGCUUCGUCAAGCAGUCAAACGGACUGUAUACAUAUGCGGGUGCUACUGUCCCGCAUCUCAAGCUGAUGAGACAGCAUUCCAAGCCUGAGGUUCAAGUGAAGGCAGCUGGUGGCGUUCGCACACUGGACGAUGUGCUACAUGUUAUGUCGCUCGGCGUCACUCGGAUCGGAGCGACUGCUACUGUGGCGAUCAUGGAAGAGGCGGCGUCGAGGGGCAUUACGGACGAGCCAUCGCGCGUCCACUUUAAGCCCAUGGCCGACUCAUCAUUGGGAGGAUACUAG
This is a messenger RNA of Neurospora crassa OR74A, 1100 nucleotides long. Its product is annotated as deoxyribose-phosphate aldolase. Gene Ontology annotation, cellular component: cytoplasm. The transcript has a single exon. Bases 303 to 1100 code for a protein of 265 amino acids. Gene Ontology annotation, molecular function: deoxyribose-phosphate aldolase activity. Gene Ontology annotation, biological process: carbohydrate catabolic process; deoxyribonucleotide catabolic process. NCBI's taxonomy places the organism in Eukaryota, Fungi, Ascomycota, Sordariomycetes, Sordariales, Sordariaceae. The record is from RefSeq and is a predicted model, not a curated record.